Molecule: messenger RNA, 322 nt
Organism: Staurois parvus
Lineage: Eukaryota; Metazoa; Chordata; Amphibia; Anura; Ranidae
Source: the annotation of a GenBank genome assembly
AUGGGGCACUAUUUCUCCCACUGACACCAAUGAUGGGGCACUAUUUUCCUUCCUCCCCCCCCCCGCACUGACACCAAUGAUGGGGCACUAUUCCUCCCCCCCACUGACAGGAACGAUGGGGCACUAUUCCUCCCCCCCACCGACACCAACGCUGGGGCACUAUUCCUCCCCCCCACCGACACCAACGAUGGGGCACUAUUCCUCCCCCCAGGCUGGAGCGAUGGGGCACUAUUCCCCCCCCGACCCCAAAGAUGUGCCACUAUUCCUCCCACUGACACCAAUGAUGGGACUAAUUCCCCAACAAUGGGGCACUAUUUCUCCC